This is a messenger RNA of Aspergillus nomiae NRRL 13137, 558 nucleotides long. RefSeq lists its product as uncharacterized. Lineage: Eukaryota; Fungi; Ascomycota; Eurotiomycetes; Eurotiales; Aspergillaceae. The record is from RefSeq and is a predicted model, not a curated record. The transcript has a single exon. Gene Ontology annotation, molecular function: hydrolase activity. Bases 1 to 558 code for a protein of 185 amino acids.
AUGGGUCCAUGGUUCUAUUUCAAAGUAUAUAUUCUACGCCUCUUAACUCGCCUAUUCGCUUGGCUUGACCGAAGAGGCGGCCCCUCGCGACCACCCAGCCCAAGUUUGAAAGUAAACAUCCCGUCAAGACUCUCCGCUUCCAAAGGAUCAUUCGAUGUGUUUUUCUAUUUCCCACCCGGCUAUGACCGCAACUAUUCCAAGGAAAACGGAUACCCAGUUGUUGUUAACUUUCACGGGGGAGGUUAUUGCGUCGGGCAUGCUCGCGACGAUGAACGCUUCAUCGCCGAGUUGACAUCUCGCGGUGCUGUCGUUGCAAGUGUCAAUUACCGUCUAGCACCUGAGAGUCCAUAUCCAGUCGCGAUCGAAGAUUGUUUAGACGCAUUGCUUUAUAUCUGGCGCAACGCGGCCUCUUUCCAGAUUGACAAGCAUCGAACGGUUCUCUCCGGCUCAAGUGCCGGUGGCCAUCUUGCCUUCGCUUCACUUCUCAUGCUAUGGAAGAGGAUGAAGGAUAAAACCUCCGGGUUGAUAGUUCACACAUGGGAACCGUCAAAGGAUUAA